UGAUUUUCAGGCUUUGCAGUACAUCCACAAUGGCUGCGCGAAAUCACUACGCGAUCCUUUAAUAUGCACCCAACUGAAAAAGCAGAGGAAAAGGGUACAACGGGACCAGUCUCAAAAUGACCACCGGCUUCAGCUCGAAUUCAUGUCGAUUCGCAGAUUAUUUUGUUAUCUGCGGACUUGACACUGAAAGCGGGCUUGAACCAGAUGAACUGUCAGCUUUAUGCCAGUAUAUAGAGGCUACUAAAUUCAGAGAUGGGGCCAGAGGAUUGGCGAGUGCAGAUGAAGGUGAGAAUUUUGAGCAGAGUCCACUGCGGAGAACCUUUAAGUCCAAAGUUCUAGCGCACUACCCAGAGAAUGUGGAGUGGAGUCCCUUUGACCAGGAUGCCGUUGGCAUGCUGUGUAUGCCAAAGGGUCUGGCCUUCCGCACGCAGGCGGACACACGCGAGCCUCAGUUCCAUUCCUUCAUCAUCACGCGGGAGGACGGCUCGCGGACGUACGGCUUUGCCCUCACUUUCUACGAGGAGGUGACCAGCAAGCAGAUCUGCAGCGCCAUGCAGACCCUGUACCACAUGCACAAUGCUGAACAAUACGACAUCCUGCACACCCCCACCACCCCGCGGUGCCCCGAGGACCAGCGCCACCUCCAUCCCCACCCUCUCAACCCCCACCCCCAACAUACGCUUCUCCCCACGCCCUCCAUCUCCCGGCUGCAGCGCUUCAACUCCUACGACAUCAGCCGCGACACGCUCUACGUGUCCAAGUGCAUCUGCCUCAUCGCACCCAUGGCCUUCCCCCAGGCCUGCAGGAAGGUGCUCCAGCAGCUCCACCAGGCCGUCUCCUCCCCCCAGCCCCCACCCCUCCCCUUGGAGAGCUACGUCUACAACAUCCUGUACGAGGUGCCCCUGCCUCCCGCUGGGCGCUCCCUGAAGUUCUCGGGGGUGUAUGGGCCAGUGGUGUGCCAGAGGCCCAGCACGGCAGAGCUGCCUCUCUUUGACUUCCCUAUCAGCCAGGUGUUUGAGCUGCUGGGGGUGGAGAACGUCCUCCAGCUGUUUACCUGCGCCCUGUUGGAGAUCCAGAUCCUGCUCUACUCACAGCACUACCAGAGGCUGAUGACUGUUGCAGAGAGCAUCACAGCCUUAAUGUUCCCUUUCCAGUGGCAGCAUGUCUAUGUGCCCAUCCUGCCCGCCUCACUGCUGCACUUCCUGGAUGCCCCAGUGCCCUACCUGAUGGGCCUGCACUCCAAUGGAGAGGGUGACCGCACCAAACUAGAGCUGCCUCAGGAGGCCAACUUGUGUUUCGUGGACAUCGACAACCACUUCAUUGAGCUGCCAGAGGACCUCCCUCUGUUCCCCAACAAGCUAGAGUUCAUCCAGGAGAUCUCCGAGGUGCUGUUGUCCUUCGGUGUGUCUCCGGAGGGGAACCCGCUGCACAGCCAGGGCCAGGCCAAACACCGGGGCUUCCGCUCCACCGACAUGGUUACGGACAGACGCAACGGCAACCUGGCCAGCUCCCCCCUCAACUCCUACCUGCUGAGGGAGAACAAGACCAUCGCUAGACUGCAGGCCCUGGUCAAGAGGACUGGGGUCAGCCUGGAGAAGCUGGAUGUGAGGGAGGAUGCCAGCAGCAACAAGGACCUGAAGGUGCAGUGUGAUGAGGAGGAGCUGAAGAUGCACCAGCUCAACAUCCAGGUGCGAGAGGUCUUCGCCAACCGCUUCACCCAGAUGUUCGCCGACUACGAGGUGUUUGUCAUCCAGCCCAGCCAGGACAAGGAGUCCUGGUUCAGCAACAGGGACCAGAUGCAGAACUUUGACAAGGCCUCCUUCCUCUCUGACCAGCCUGAGCCCUACUUGCCGUUCCUGUCCCGUUUCCUGGAGACUCAGAUGUUCGCCUCCUUCAUCGAUAGUAAGAUCCUUUGCCAUGAUGAUGAGGACAAGGAACACACGUUGAGGGUGUUUGACUCCCGCGUGGACAAAAUCCGCAUGCUGAACGUGCGCAUGCCCACCCUGCGCACCUCCAUGUACCAGACGUGCACCAAUAUCGACGAGGCGGAGAAGGCCAUAGAGAUGCGGGUGGUUAAGAUCGACCACACGGCCCUGCAUCCCCACCUGCUGGAUAUGAAGAUUGGCCAGGGUCGCUACGAACACGGCUUCUUCCCCCGGCUGCAGUCUGACGUGCUCUCAACUGGACCCGUCAGCAACAAAUGGGCGAAGAGGAGUGCUCCAGCACAGUGGAGGAGGAAGGACAGACAGAAACAACACGCUGAACACCUUUACCUGGACAACGACCAGAGAGAGAAAUACAUCCAGGAGGCCAGGAACCUGGGCACUACCAUCCGGCAGCCCAAGCUGUCCAACCUCUCCCCUUCCGUCAUCGCUCAGACCAACUGGAAGUUUGUGGAGGGUCUGCUGAAGGAGUGCAGGAAUAAGACCAAGCGCAUGCUGGUUGAGAAGAUGGGCAGGGAGGCGGUGGAGCUGGGUCAUGGGGAGGUCAGCAUUACAGGCGUGGAGGAGAACACACUUAUCGCCUCCCUUUGUGACCUGCUGGAGAGGAUCUGGAGCCACGGGCUGCAGGUCAAACAGGGUAAAUCUGCCUUGUGGUCCCACCUGCUCCACUAUCAGGAGAGCAAAGAGAAGACGGAUGCAGCACCGGCCGGUUUGGGUCACCCAGGUCUCAUCCACGACACAGAGAGACGCAAGUCUGACGCUGGCACUGCCUUGGCCCCUCUCAAGGUAUCCCUGAUCAGGGACAUGAGACACAUCCAGAACAUUGGGGAGAUCAAGACAGAAGUGGGCAAGGCCAGGGCCUGGGUGAGGCUCUCCAUGGAGAAGAAACUGCUGUCCAGGCACCUCAAAAAGCUGCUGUCUGACCAUGAACUUACAAAGAAACUAUACAAGCGUUAUGCUUUUCUGCGUUGUGACGAUGAGAAAGAGCAGUUCCUGUACCACCUCCUCUCCUUCAACGCUGUGGACUACUUCUGUUUCACCAAUGUCUUCACCACCAUCAUGAUCCCAUACCAUGUGCUGGUGAUUCCCAGUAAGAAACUAGGAGGCUCCAUGUUCACAGCCAACCCCUGGGUGUGUGUGUCUGGGGAGCUGGCUGAGACCGGGGUGCUCCAGGUCCCCAAGCACACUCAGGAGAUCACCUUUGAGUGCCAGAACCUGGGCAAGCUGACUACAGUGCAGAUGGGCCAUGAUAACUCAGGUCUUUACGCCAAGUGGCUUGUGGAGUAUGUUAUGGUCCGGAAUGAGAUCACAGGUCAUGCUUACAAGUUCCCGUGUGGCCGGUGGCUGGGGAAGGGGGUGGACGAUGGCAGUCUGGAGAGGGUCCUGGUGGGAGAGCUAGUGACACCGAACUCAGAGAAUGAGGACAGAAUGUGUCGCACGCCCCCCAUGCAGCAGUCCCCUGGAAUGAUGAGGAGGUUCGUCACCAUCUCACCAAACAGCAAACCAAAGUUGAACACUAGUCAGAUCCAAGAAGGAGUGGGAGAGGCCAUCAAUGGGAUAGUGAAGCACUUCCACAAGCCAGAGAAGGAGAGGGGCAGUCUGACCCUUCUGCUGUGUGGGGAGUAUGGUCUAGUCUGGGCUUUAGAGCAGGUGUUCCAGCAUGGCUUCAAAUCCCCACGCCUCUUUAAGAAUGUCUUCAUCUGGGACUUCUUAGAAAAGUCACAGAUGUACUUUGAGAGUGCUGAGCAGAGGGCGGUGACUCCAGAUGAGAACUGGCAAACCAGAGUACGCCACUUCUGCCGCUUCAUGCGGGCCAUCAACAGCACAUCUAGGAACAUAGGCAAGGAUGGGAAGUUCCAGAUGCUGGUGUGUCUGGGUGCCAGGGACCAUUUGUUACACCACUGGAUCGCUCUCCUCGCAGACUGUCCAAUCACAGUCCAAAUGUACGAAGACACAGCACUGAUAAAGGACCGCUCAUUGGUAAAUUCUCUGAUCAGAGUGCUACAGACUUUGCAGGAGUUCAACAUUACCCUAGAAGCUUCACUUGUCAAAGGGAUCGGUAUCUAGGCCCUCCUUCGUUCACACCAAUUGGACCUGACUAAGGAAGACUGUUAGGGACCACUAAAGAACAAUUGAACCUUUUUAUGCAGAAAGAGACUUGAACAAUUAAGGGACGAUUUCUGGCUUAUAUUAAAGCUACUGUUACAUUUGCCAUAUAUUAAGUGCAAUGAGCCUUUCAAAAUGUGUUGUUAUUUUUAUCCUCAACAAUGUUGCUGUUAGACGUUAAGAAUAUGUUUUCUAUUACGAUCCGUGACUUUCACUUUGUUGAAGAAGAUAACCCACCUGUUGUAUACUACUUUAUUGAAAGCUAAAUAUUUUCAUUGUUAUUGUGAACUGCUGACAAUGGCUAUAUUCUAAAAAGGAAAACAAGGAACAAAAACUGUUAAUAUAUUUUCAGAGAAGAACAGUAUUAUUUUGAUAUGUCUGUCAAGUUGCUUGCUCUGUUCUAAUUCUAACUGUCAUAAUGCAGAGCUUGAAGCAAAUGAUGCAGAAGUAUGCUUUAUAAGUAUGAAUAUGACAUGGUAUAGAUGUUUGUGUAGGGUGGAAAACUGAUCCAUCUAAAUCAAUAUGACAAUGUGUAAGUUUGGAUCAAUCCCACUGGAAGUACCGUAGUAUGCAACUAUUUUAUAUGGAAUAAGAGGCUCCUGGCUCCCCCUGUGAAUAAGAUAAUGUAGCGUAUGCUAGUGAUGCACAAUAUGUAUUCAGUUGGAGAAGUAUCACUAUACGGCCAUGUCAGUGCUUCACACUUGACACACAACUCUUCAACAGUACAGUACUCAUCAUAACCAUGGCUUGGUAGAAAGUGAGUCAUUUAUAAAAUGACAGCCUUCGUGUAAAUACCUCUAACCAGUGCAUCCUUCUUUCCAACAACUUCUCAUUAUUCCUCACCUGUUCUGCCCAUUCCUGGCAGGUUUACAACAUCAUGUCUGUUCAGUAGUGAAAAUUGUAUGAGCUGAUUGCCACUUAAAUUAAUAAUGAGUGGUACAUAUGGUUGCUAUAAAAGGCCAGAUUCAAAAUAGAGCAAACAAUUCUCCUCUGAACUGUUGGUGUUUCUGCUAUGCAAUUUAAUCCACAUCACACAAAAAAAUCUACCCAAGAUCUAGAUGAGAAUCAUUGGACCUCCUCCAUUUACUGUGCAGCAUAUGAUGAUGAAUAACAACAGCAGUUUGAUAGAAGUAGGUGUGAAGGAUGUCUUUCCUGUGCCAACGUCUGAAUUGUGUUGGUUGUACUAUUCCAUUUACAAUCGACAUGAGCAUCUUGGGAGAUAUAUUUUUGUUUUUCAAUACUGUUGUACAUUUAUUGGCAUAGCCGUAUAAUGUAGUGUUUACUAAGUGAGGAAAUGUGUACAGUGUAAAAAAAUAAAUAAAGAAUACAAUUACAG
This is a messenger RNA of Salvelinus namaycush (lake trout), 5385 nucleotides long. RefSeq names its product DENN domain-containing protein 5A-like. The transcript is spliced from 23 exons. The record is from RefSeq and is a predicted model, not a curated record. Lineage: Eukaryota; Metazoa; Chordata; Actinopteri; Salmoniformes; Salmonidae. Gene Ontology annotation, molecular function: small GTPase binding; guanyl-nucleotide exchange factor activity. The coding region runs from base 117 to 4010 and encodes 1297 amino acids.